Messenger RNA from Odobenus rosmarus divergens (Pacific walrus), 2020 nucleotides. RefSeq names its product chondroitin sulfate N-acetylgalactosaminyltransferase 1 (gene CSGALNACT1). The record is from RefSeq and is a predicted model, not a curated record. Bases 303 to 1895 code for a protein of 530 amino acids. Gene Ontology annotation, cellular component: Golgi cisterna membrane. Lineage: Eukaryota; Metazoa; Chordata; Mammalia; Carnivora; Odobenidae. The transcript has 7 exons. Gene Ontology annotation, molecular function: glucuronosyl-N-acetylgalactosaminyl-proteoglycan 4-beta-N-acetylgalactosaminyltransferase activity.
CCCAGGUCCUUGCUUGUGGUCUGCUGCACAUCUGGAGGCUAUGAUGAGAAUGAAUGUGAACGCUUGGAGGUUUUACCGAACUGGUUGCUCCUGCCUAGAUCAUCCUUUCCAAGUAGGAAAACUGCUCCACGUGGUGGUCGACUUCAAGGGACCAGAGCCAUUGUAGAAAGAAAUGGAUGAAAGCAGCCUGGGGGGCCCCAGACACGUGCUCCUUGCGGUCUAGUCCAGGGAAGCCCUGCCGUGGGGCCCUGGCCUUCUGGAAUGUGGCCGGGUGUGGACGCAUGGCUGACUGCUGAGUGAGGAUGCUCCGCCGGGGGCUGCUUGCGUGGGUCUCCCGGGUGGUGGUUUUGCUCGUGUUCCUCUGCUGCGCCAUCUCUGUCCUCUACAUGUUGGCCUGCACUCCGAAAGGUGACGAGGAGCAGCUGGGGCUGCCCAGGGCCAGCGGCCCUACGGGGAAGGAGGGCUUCCAGGCGGCGCUGCAGGAGUGGGAGGAGCAGCACCGCGACUACAUAGGCAGCCUCAAAAGGCAGAUUGCGCAGCUCAAGCAGGAGCUGCAGGAGAGGAGCGAGCGGCUCAAGGCCGCGCAGUAUCACCCCAGCGACGCCGCGGGCCUGGGGCUGGAGCAAGGGCCCCCCGAGAAAACCCAGGCGGACCUGCUGGCCUUCCUGCGCUCCCAGGUGGACAAGGCGGAGGUGCACGCCGGCGUCAAGCUGGCCACGGAGUACGCCGCCGUGCCUUUCGAUAGUUUCACGCUGCAGAAGGUGUACCAGCUGGAGACCGGCCUGACUCGCCACCCCGAAGAGAAACCCGUGAGGAAGGACAAGCGGGAUGAGUUGGUGGAAGCUGUCGAGUCGGCCUUGGAGACCCUGAACAGCCCUGGGGAGGGCAGCCCAAAUCAGCGCCUGUAUUCGGCCUCGGAUUUCAUAGAAGGGAUCUACCGCACAGAAAAGGAUAAAGGCACUCUGUAUGAGCUUACGUUCAAAGGGGAGCAGAAGCACGAAUUCAGACGACUCGUCUUGUUUCGACCGUUUGGCCCGAUCAUGAAAGUAAAACAAGAAAAGCUCAACAUGGCCAACACGCUCAUCAACAUUAUCGUGCCACUGGCGAAGCGGGUGGACAAGUUCCGGCAGUUCAUGCAGAAUUUCAGGGAGAUGUGCAUCCAACAGGAUGGGAGAAUUCAUCUCACCGUUGUUUAUUUUGGGAAGGAAGAAAUGAAUGAGGUCAAAGGAAUACUUGAAAACACUUCCAAAGCUGCCAACUUCAGGAACUUUACCUUCAUCCAACUGAAUGGAGAGUUUUCUCGGGGAAAGGGACUUGAUGUUGGAGCCCGCUUCUGGAAAGGAAGCAACGUCCUUCUCUUUUUCUGUGAUGUCGAUAUCUACUUCACCGCCGAAUUCCUCAAUACAUGUAGGCUGAACACACAGCCAGGGAAGAAGGUAUUUUAUCCGGUCCUUUUCAGUCAGUACAAUCCUGGCAUAAUAUACGGCCAUCACGAGGCAGUGCCUCCCUUAGAACAGCAGCUGGUCAUAAAGAAGGAGACUGGAUUUUGGAGAGACUUUGGAUUUGGGAUGACCUGUCAGUACCGCUCGGACUUCAUCAAUAUAGGUGGCUUCGAUUUGGACAUCAGAGGCUGGGGCGGAGAGGACGUGCACCUCUAUCGCAAGUAUCUGCACAGCAACCUCAUCGUGGUGCGGACACCUGUGCGGGGGCUCUUCCACCUCUGGCACGAGAAGCACUGCGUGGAUGAGCUGACCCCCGAGCAGUACAAGAUGUGCAUGCAGUCGAAGGCCAUGAAUGAGGCGUCCCACGGGCAGCUGGGGAUGCUGGUCUUCAGGCACGAGAUAGAGGCUCACCUUCGCAAACAGAAACAGAAGACAAGCAGCAAAAAAACAUGAACUCCCGGGGCUAGAUCUGGGGAGACCUUUUAUUUUUUCCCUUUUGUGAUUACCGAACACGUGGCUGUGACAAGGAAAAGAUUUCCCUAAAGGGCAAAAGAAGAAUUCAACUGAUUAGUAAAAGA